Molecule: messenger RNA, 3392 nt
Organism: Lutzomyia longipalpis
Lineage: Eukaryota; Metazoa; Arthropoda; Insecta; Diptera; Psychodidae
Gene: vib
Product: phosphatidylinositol transfer protein alpha isoform
Exons: 7
Coding region: 128-946 (272 amino acids)
Biological process (GO): phospholipid transport
Cellular component (GO): cytoplasm
Molecular function (GO): phosphatidylinositol transfer activity; phosphatidylcholine binding; phosphatidylinositol binding
Source: RefSeq, a predicted model, not a curated record
CAACCUUGCAUUGGGCUUGUUCGCCAUUUGUGCUCACUUCAGCUUAGUAUAUUUUAUUCAAGUCAUUUUCGGGCCACCCAUGUGCAUUUAAAAUUGUGUUUCCCCAUCGAAUAGGCUCCAAUUCAGAAUGCUAAUCAAAGAAUUCCGUGUCACCUUGCCGCUCACCGUGGAGGAGUAUCAAGUUGCACAGCUCUUCUCUGUGGCGGAGGCGUCAAAAAAUGAGACUGGCGGUGGCGAAGGGAUUGAAGUGCUCAAGAAUGAACCCUUCACGGAUCAUCCUCUGCUUGGUGGACGAUACAGCUCUGGACAGUAUACGUAUAAAAUCUACCAUUUAGCUUCAAAAGUGCCAGCCUUCAUUCGACUACUGGCACCCAAGGGUUCCCUGGAGAUCCAUGAGGAGGCAUGGAAUGCCUACCCAUACUGCCGGACAGUUAUUACCAAUCCCAAAUUUAUGAAGAAGGACUUUGAAAUUUUGAUUGAAUCCUUUCAUUUGCCCGGCGUAGAUCCCAAUGAUAAUGUCCAUGAAUUGCCACCGGAGAAGCUGAAAACACGCGAUGUCGUUCACAUUGACAUUGCAAAUGAUCCCGUGUCCUCAGCAGACUACAAGCCCUCCGAGGAUCCCACAAAGUUCAAGUCGGAGAAGACUGGACGUGGACCCCUUGUGGGUCCAGAUUGGAUGAAGAAGGUGGAUCCUGUGAUGACGUGCUACAAGCUGGUUACGUGCGAAUUCAAGUGGUUCGGACUCCAAUCGAGGAUAGAGAAUUUCAUCCAAAAGUCCGAACGACGACUCUUCACUACGUUCCAUCGACAAGUUUUCUGCUGGAUGGACCGUUGGCACGGGCUAACGAUGGAGGAUAUCCGUGCAAUUGAGGAUAAAACCAAAGAGGAAUUGGACAAGCAACGUCACGUUGGUGAGGUGCGAGGUAUGAAGGCAGAAACGGACUAAAUGAUUCUUCUUUCACUGGAUGUGGGAAAGAAAAGGAAGUUGAUGAUGACGAGAUGUACAGGAGGCAGAUAAGAUAAAAAAAGAAAACAAUUUCCAAAUUUCAACACUACGGGGUAAGCAAAAGGAAGCAUGGCAAAGAGAAGGAGAUGCUGGAUGAAGAAUGUGAAGAAGGAGAUAUUAUAGAGAAAUUUUGCUGCAAACGAUAUAAAAGUAAAAUUGAGAGAAGAAAUUAAGAAAAAAAUUGUAUUAACAUUUAACACAAAAAAGAUAAAGAAGUGGAAAAAAAUGAAAUGAAACUAUAAUUGUUAAUUAGUUCUACAGGCUGAUAGAUGAAUAUACAUUUUAACUACAUAUAUAUUGAGGUGUCUUGAUAAACAAGAUGUUUCAGUGACAACAAUAUAUUCGAGACGGCGCGGUGUUUGGAAGAUGAACAAAAAUGUUUGGAGAAGCUCUACUAAUUCCUCUUUUUUUUUUCCUUUUUACCUUUUAUUCACAUCACCCCGAAAAAAAAACUUCAUUUCCACCCUCAUUUGGGCUCUUGGUUAUUUUUUUAAAAGCAAAAUAAAUAUAGCAGAACGGCACAAAAAAAAGUUUAAACAAGAAAAAAAUAGCCCAGUGUAGUUGGGAAUUAAUUAGUCAGGAGGAAAUUAAAAAUAAAUAAAUUGUAAAUGUAUAGAAUGGCAAUGGAACUCUCAGUGGGGUAAAAAAAAACUUUAUUGAAAUUUCUGGUAUUUAGCAAUUUGAGAGACAACAAAAAAACAUGCGUCAAGGUAGAUGGCUAAAAAUGUAAUUAAAAAAAAAGUAUAUUAAAAGAAAAUAUUGCAUAUAGAGAACAAUAAAUUAGACAUGUGACAGACAUUUUGCUGAAAGCAGGAAGAACGCGUUCAUUUUCAAUGUUCCUUUAUUUUCUUUAGCCCUUGGGCGCGCACGUUAAAGAGGAUGUGGUAUGCAUUAGGCAGUCUUAUUCUUAGGUUUCCUUGCCACACUCAGAAGGGGAGAGGGAGGAUGAUUAAAAGAAAAGAAUUCUUUUGAUUAAAAAUUCACAUCAAAUGAAAAGAUUUUUUUCUCUCAAUUAUUUCUGGAUGAAUCUGUUUUCGCUUUGAUUAAAAUUUUACAUUUGAGAAUAUUUUUCGGCCUAUUUGAUAAUGAAAAAAUGGCCUGUAGCCACUGAUGAAGGUCCGAUCAAUUGAUAGGAUUUCAAACAAUAUCUUUAAAACUUCACGAUUACGUUGAAAUGUUUUUUUUGUAGAUUCUUCGUUGAUUGAAUUUUAUAAUCAAAGAAUAAUUUUUUUAUUUUAAAUUCUCUUUCCUUCUUCUGAGUGCAGUCUACCAAAUUAUUAUUUAAAUAAAAAAAAGUAAAUUAACAUUUUGCAGAGAGCCUUCUUUUUCUUCACCAAAAAAACCACCUAAAUGCAUUUCAAAAUAUAUUUAAUAAAUAAUAAAAAAAAUAUUUUAGAAAUGAAAAAAUAAACUCAUCGAAAUCACAAAAGCACAGCUAAUUUCUUUACUAUAUGAAAAAAAGUAAUUUUAACAACAAAGUCCUUCCUCAUAGAAAUAUUAUUAUUAUGUAAACUAUAUUUUUCAUGACCUCUAUAAACAAAAAAAAAACAAACAAACUUCACAAACGGGAUAUUUCAUGCUAAAAAAAGAUAAGAGAAGCAGCAUUAAAGUGACAUAUUUUCCAGUAAUAGAAGUGAAUUAUGUGGAUAUAGCGAUUAAAAAAAAGAAGUUAAAAAAAUAGUAGAACAUUAAAGAAAAGAAAGAAAUUUAGUGAAUAUACAAUGAAUUUUUUCUUCAAAGUGCAACAAACACAAUGAAGAAAAUAAAAGUAAAAUAAAUAAAAAACAACAAAAAAUAGUAGGUGAAAAUAUUCUUGAUUUAAGUCAGUAGCGUUAGUAGGUUCUAAUUAUUUUUAUUGAAGAAAUGAAAAUUUAAAAAAAAAUGAUGUUUAUUUCAAAGAAUGGCGUAUGGAAGUGUGCGAAUGGUUCUUGUUAUAAAUUCUAUACAAUAAUUAAUAAUUAAAAAUGUAUUUUCUUUUUUUUUUAAAUGCUAAAAACAUUCUUUUAGCGGGACAAGAGUUUUAAUUUGAAACGUGGUUUAGGCAACAACAAAAAAUUAAAAAAAAAUUCAAACGAGGAUUUUUUGUCCUCAUCACCUUUAAAAUCUUUUAUCUAAUUCUUUUUCCUUUUGAUUGAGAUGAAGAAUUAAAAGAAAAAACAUUGAAGGAGGAAAAGUUUAAGGGAAUUUUAUCAUAAAUUCCUUAUUCAAUAAGAUUUUUAAUAAUUCCUAUACUUUCUGUCCUUCUUCAUUCAAGAAAAUGUCUAUAAAGGAGAGUGAAGAAAAAAUUGAAAAGAUUAUUAAAAAAAAAUGAAGAGAAAAAUAUUAAACUAAUCAAUUAAAAACUUGUUCAGUAUGUGUAUAAAAACAAAUAAAUUAUUGAAGGUGA